AUGGCGAACAACCCCAAGGUCUACUUUGACAUGACCGUUGGAAACACCCUGGCAGGCCAGAUUGUGAUGAAGCUGUUUGCGUGCACGAUGCCACGGACAGCGGAGAAUUUUCGGGCGCUGUGCAAGGGCGACAAGGGGGUGGGAAGGUCAUGCGGGAAGCCGCUCCACUUUAAGGGGUUGAAAUUCCCCCGCGUAAUCCCAUGGUUUAUGUGCCAUGUUAUGAAGCGGCGAUUUUACCGCCGGGGGUGGGGGUGGUCGAUCUACAAGGCGAAGUUCGCCGACGAGAACUUCAUCAAGAAGCACACGAGGUCGGGGAUCCUGUCGAUGGCGAACGCGGGGUCGGGGACGAACGGGUCGCAGUUCUUCAUAUGCACGGACAAGACGAAGUGGCUGGACGGAAGCACGUGGUGGAAGGGAUUGAUGUGGUCAAGGCUAAUGGUGGGCAAUAGGCGGGUAGGGUGUUUUUGGUCUCAAAUUGACCCACCCGCUUAUAAGCGAGUUGGAAUAAUUGUGACCCGCAAUCCACCCACAUACCUCUGCGGGUUGGGUUGGGUGGGUGGCGAAUGGUUGCGGUUGGGUCGUGGGUCAACCCGCAAAAGCAAUUCUCUAACUAGCCAUUAA
Linum tenue is the source of this 621-nucleotide messenger RNA. Lineage: Eukaryota; Viridiplantae; Streptophyta; Magnoliopsida; Malpighiales; Linaceae. The record is from the annotation of a GenBank genome assembly.